AUGCUUGGACGUAUUCUUCCUGUUCAGGCUGCACAAGCGCCUGAUGACACGUCCGUGAGUAUGUUCAGCGAUACUUCGAAACUGGAGGACGACGAUGGAUCAGGCGUUCGUGAACGUUUUCACGAAGUCGAUCUACCAAAGUCGGUGUUUGUGAACGAAACAGUGACAGCUAAAGUGACCGUUGUGGCGUUGAAUAUUGAACGAGAAACAACGGUAAGUUUAUCAUUUUAG
Cylicostephanus goldi is the source of this 231-nucleotide messenger RNA. NCBI's taxonomy places the organism in Eukaryota, Metazoa, Nematoda, Chromadorea, Rhabditida, Strongylidae. The record is from the annotation of a GenBank genome assembly.